AUGGCCUUUUCAGUCGUCCACCCCUAUCAAUACGUUGCCAUUCGGCUGCCCUCAGACCAGACCAGAGUCGAGCAGAUCGUCCCCAAUACUCUGAUAAACCUGGGCAAAUAUGGAUCUUUCCGCACAAACCAGAUCAUAGGCCGUCCUUACCACCUAACCUUUGAGAUUCUUGAUCGGUCCGACGUCAAGAAUGGCAGAGAGCUCAGGAUUCUCCAGGCCGCCGAGCUGCAUGCUGUGGCUCUAGUUGAGCAGGCCGAGACGGACGAUGUGUCGACGCCCAGAACCGAGGUGGACGAUGCAGGGGUAUCACAGCAACCGACUCCUAAAUCCAACGUCAACACCCACGACGACCCCACGAAUCAGAAGCUGACCAGGACUGAAAUCGAAGCACUCAAAAGAAACACCAUGGGCAGCGGCAGAGAACUAAUUGAGAGGAUCAUGCAAUCUCACUCUACCCUUGACCAGAAGACGGCGUUUUCUCUCGCCAAAUAUACGCUAAAGAAACACAAGAAGUACAUGAAGCAAUUCACUGUGUUGCCCCUGGAUGUUCCGACCCUGGUAGAUUGGAUGAUGGUAGAUCGUGAAUUUACGAAGAUUAUGGAGAUGAGGAACGAGGCGAUCGGUCUGAUCGGAUGUUGGGCAAAUGUCCAUGCUGCCGGCCAAGACUCUCCUAUGCUCGCCAACAUGGGCCCGUCUUCGCGGUACCUAGUUGUAGAUGACACGGGUGGUCUGAUCGUGGCUGCCAUGGCGGAGAGGAUGGGUAUUCUACAUCCAACAGGCCUGGGACAAGAGGUGACUGUUCGCAUAGAAGAUGAGGACAUGAAUGACGACCACCCCGACGAGGUAGAGACGCACUUACCUCGAAGGUCACAUCGCGAACAGUACCGUCACUCCGCAAUGAGCGCAACCUCCAACGCAAUCACGCUCGUCCAUGCAAAUCAGCAACCUAAUCUCGGAUUACUCCGCUUUUUCAACUUCGACUCCAACACCCCGAGUGCUUCCCAUCCAUUGUACACCCAUCUUAAGACCCUCUCGUGGCUGCAGCUAUUGGAGCCAGAGUCUGGGACCACGUACGAAGAACCACCCACCAUCCCGGACGUAGAACUCGCGCGGAUGAAAUCAAAUCGAAGGAGUGCCUACUACCGCAAACGCCGGCGGUGGGAACGUGUAAGGAAGCUCGUGGCCGAGACGCAGGAAGGCGGCUUCGACGGCCUUGUCGUGGCGAGCUUCACAGAUCCAACGUCGACGUUGCGCCAUCUCGUCCCGUUGUUGGCGGGCGGAAGCCAAGUCGUGGUCUACUCGCCAUACGUCGAGCCGCUGGUCGAACUGGCUGACUGCUACUCUACAGCACGACGGACUGCCUUCAUCAAUACUCCUCAAGAACAAAGAACUGUCCCGUCAAAGGACUUCCCUGUGGAUCCGACGCUGCUUCUAGCACCGUCGGUGCAUACCGCAAGAGUGAGGAAGUGGCAGGUCUUACCCGGCAGGACGCAUCCAUUGAUGACGGGAAGGGGUGGUGCAGAGGGUUACGUCUUUGUGGGAACUAGGGUGCUUCCUGCGGAGGGAAAGGUUGAAGCCAGAGGGAGACCUCCUAGAGGAAAGAAGGUCAAGGGCGAAGAGGGGCCUACCGGAAGUCCAAAUGAGGGUGGAUUUGAAGGAGGGAAGAGAGUGGCAGAUACGGAGGAGCCACCCCAGUCACCGCUCAAGAAACUAAAGGUCGAGGCUGCGACACAGGAACAGAAUAAUCUGGAUGUGCGUGAGGAUGUUAUAGACGAGGCGUGA
Molecule: messenger RNA, 1782 nt
Organism: Cladophialophora bantiana CBS 173.52
Lineage: Eukaryota; Fungi; Ascomycota; Eurotiomycetes; Chaetothyriales; Herpotrichiellaceae
Exons: 2
Coding region: 1-1782 (593 amino acids)
Biological process (GO): tRNA methylation
Cellular component (GO): nucleus; tRNA (m1A) methyltransferase complex
Source: RefSeq, a predicted model, not a curated record